GGGUUUAUAUUGAAGAAGUCCUAAAUAAAUGGAAAGGAGACUAUGAAAAGCUGGAACAUAACCACACGUACAUCCAGUGGCUUUUCCCACUGAGGGAACAAGGUCUGAACUUCUAUGCUAAAGAAUUAACUACAUAUGAAAUUGAGGAAUUCAAGAAGACAAAAGAAGCAAUUAGAAGAUUCCUCUUGGCUUACAAAAUGAUGCUGGAGUUUUUUGGAAUCAAACUAAUUGAUAAAACGGGAAACGUAGCGCGAGCUGCGAACUGGCAGGAGAGAUUUCAGCAUUUGAAUGAGUCUCAACACAACUAUUUGAGAAUCACUCGAAUUUUGAAGAGUCUCGGCGAGCUUGGGUACGAGAGCUUCAAAUCUCCCCUGGUGAAGUUUAUUCUCCACGAAGCUCUUGUGGAAGACACCAUCCCCAACAUUAAGCAAAGCGCCCUGGAAUAUUUUGUGUAUACCAUUAGAGACCGACGAGAAAGGAGGAAACUCCUGAGGUUUGCCCAGCAACAUUACACGCCCUCGGAGCAUUUUAUCUGGGGACCCCCAAGAAAACAGAAGUCGGAGGGAGGCAAAGCAAAUAAAAAGCCAGCGUCCCCAAUUUCUAUUCACAACAGUUAUAUUUCUAAGCAUAAGAAACCAAAAGAGCCCAAGAAUACAUCGACAAGUAAAACAGCUGAAGAAAAAAAGGUAGAACUCACCAAAAAUGGGGAAGAAAAUGACCAGGUUGAGCAUGAAAAGAGCUGCGAUGCUGUGAGGCAGAGCAGCGGUGAAAAAACCAAUGAUACUGAUACUUCCAAAUCAGAAGAAAUCCCUGAGACUUCAGACAGAAAGGAGGACGCUUCUCAUUCCAAAAAAGAUGACGAAAAUGUGAGCGCUGACUGUGGAAAUCACCCAGGCGCUGCAGAGAGAGAUUUGUGUGACACUGAGCAUUCCCCAAAUAACGCAGCGGCAGAUCUGCAGGAUGACCUCGAUCGGGAGGCGCUUUCGGGGGAGGCCACCACAAAACCCAAGGAGGAGCUCAAAUCCUGA
This is a messenger RNA of Mesitornis unicolor (brown roatelo), 1028 nucleotides long. RefSeq names its product opioid growth factor receptor-like 1 (gene OGFRL1). Gene Ontology annotation, cellular component: membrane. Lineage: Eukaryota; Metazoa; Chordata; Aves; Mesitornithiformes; Mesitornithidae. The annotation marks the transcript as partial. The transcript has 4 exons. The record is from RefSeq and is a predicted model, not a curated record. Gene Ontology annotation, molecular function: opioid growth factor receptor activity.